AUGAGCACAACAAGCAUGGCCGCUCAAGCCGUUGCCUGGCCAGAUGAAGUCACCGCUCCAUCGCUGGACCAGCCUGUACGAGCAAGAAUACUGGCUGUCGCUCCCGAUGGCGUGGCGAGCCCUUUCGAAGAUCGUGGAACAGCAGUGCCCUGGUUCGAGGUGUGGGACCACAUCGCCAAGCGAGUCAAGUGGGCGGACACGGGUGUGGAAAUGAAGGUAUUCCGCGAAGAAUCGCUGCGCAAGGAUAAAGAUUCUUCGGGCGAACGGGCGCGGUUCAACGACCUCGCGGCACGCUCCGACGUGUUCGUCGGCUCCGCGAUCCAAGACCCUGCCACAGCCGAGUGGAUCGCCUCGGUCAUCGAGAAAGCCGAUAUAACGACGCGCUUUUCGGCGGGCUGCCCGCCGGAGUUGGCUCGGACUUCGCUGGUCGGGAAGUUCCGUCCCGAUCCGCCGGCGCCCGCCUUGGUGCGAAUCCUGCCGGACUUCCUGAGGGAUUUGAUUGGAGGGCCGAACAGCGGCACCAAGAAGGACCGGGUGCUGUGGGACACGCUGAAUAAUUUCUACGAGAGGAAUUCUUCAGAGGACCUGACUUUCUUGUCUCUCGUGCUCGUGGACUCGUACGUGACGACAGUGCCGCGCGUGACCGGCAUUGGGAAGGAUUCCAACCCGGACACUGUCGACUGCAUGAUGGAGAACUGCAAGCAGGAGGUUAUCGACUGUGCCAAGGAUGCCGACUGCCGAGCAUGCAUUUCUUGCCUGACGGCAUGCCCUCCUAAUGACCAAGUCUGCGCCUACCGAUGCAUCACCUCGUACGAGACAAAGACGAUGGAGAUGUUCUCGCUCUGCGUGCUGCAGAAGAACAACUGCAUGUGCAACUCGGCGGAGAUCCCCACCCUCCCCGACCCGCCUGCGCAGGCCACCUUCCGAGGGAAACCCCUGACGCACGAGACUGCACAGGACCUCUUCAUGGGGUGGCUGGGAAAGGAGGCCUACUCUUGGAAAGUGGUCUGUGGGCAAAACCCGGCCUAUGAUUUCUUCCCGAGCCAACACCAGAUCUUCUACCGCGGUCGCGGGGAGGGCCAGAUGUGGUACGACCCGGUGUUUAAGGUGGUGACGAUUAAGGGAGAGGAGGUUUGGCGACGACGGCAUUACCGCGUCAAGCCGGCGGUAACUCCUGGAACGUUCCGAUUCUCGGUGCUAGACAACGGGGUCGUCUCUAACGAGUACUGGCGAAUUAUCGACGUUUCGGACGACCUUUCCUGGGGCGUGUUCUACUACGCCGGUGCUGCUACGGCAGCGGGGCAGUCGUAUACGGGGUCGCUACUGGUGUCACGUGACGGCGAUUGGCCAGAGCAGAAAGAGAUGGAGCGCGUGGAGAAAGCUUUUGACUCCUGCGGGAUAAAGCUGUGGGAGUUGUUCCCGGUGGACAACACAAACGAUGAGGGGGCGCCCCUCGGCCUACCGGACAGCUUUGCUGCCAACAACGAUCGGCCAACCCUAGUGUGAAACGGAUAGAACAUCUCUUUGUGUCGCUUGUCUCGGCUGCCGGCCCUGCCACCGCAUGAGCCAGACGUUUGUCAGCGAAUACAUCGCUGAUAAAUGCCAUAGGCAGGGGUCGGGGCCGCCUUGUGCCGGCCGGUCGACUCGUAGAUCCGUGGACAAGUUGAGGGUUGUCUUGUGCCUUCCUCAUCCUUGUUUGGUGCAUUUGUUUUCACUGCGGGAGGUGUUGGACGAACGGAACAGGAAGUGCUGUUGCGGUAUCAUCGGUAUGUAGAUCGUACGUCAGGUUCGCACUUCCACAAUCGAAAGUAGUGUUGCUGUGGUGUGUCUCCCACGAGCAACGUGUCCACUUCAAGGCCUUAUUCUUGGACAUUGGCUGACGCAUUCUCUUGAGGAUAGACUACGUGUCGUUCGGUUGCCGCUUAUUCUCGCUGAUGAUACUUUUUUCUUCCACAACUUGGUACGCUAUUUUGUUGCGCCGUUUGGUGUGCAGCAUGUAGGUGUGUGUUCGUCGGCUUGGUCUUACCCUGGC
Ectocarpus siliculosus is the source of this 2032-nucleotide messenger RNA. The record is from the annotation of a GenBank genome assembly. NCBI's taxonomy places the organism in Eukaryota, Phaeophyceae, Ectocarpales, Ectocarpaceae.